AUGUGGAGGGUUUCGUCAAGUCACUAUCCACCCAAGCCUCGUGGUACUCGGCGUGGCUGGUCGGGUGUCAGACAACAUGAGAACAGACAAGACUCAGUUAUCAAAUCCCCAGCACCCCCAUAUGGUCCUCUACUGGUAGAAAUUAGCAAUACCAAACUUGAAAGGUCAGAGGAAUGCCCCCAAAUCACAGACUGCGAGGAUGUCAGUUCAUACACAUGGCUGGGUCAAGCUGCACCAUCAAUUCUCAUACCCGUAAUGGAGGUCAAUCUACAAGGCGGACCGCCCAUCUGGACCCCUGGAACUGAAGACCGCCAGCUGGAACCCGAUCGGGGGGAGUAUUUUCGUGACCCUAAUGCGGCCAGGUAUCCUUCGUAUCCGUGGCAGGCUGCGUUCGAGGCAAUCAGCAGAGAGAGUCCGGACUAUGAUCUCGCCAAUACUGAUAUAGUGGCCUGCUCCAGUACACUCGGGAAUCUCACCCGGUUUGCUCGAGGGGUCGACAAAGACUACAGGUUCAUAAUGGAACUGGUUGGAGACAGCGUGUUCUUCGUCCGAAGAGAGAAUUCACCCACAGAUUUGAUACCGGAUGUCCGUGGUUACGGUCAUACAUUCCUGGACCAAUAUAAAACGUGGGGGCCGGGGCUUGCUGGCUCCGAGUCACACCAGCGGAUAAUAAAGUAUACCUUUAGAGGCCUACAUCUUCUUGUUCGGUUCGAAUCGGAUGGCUAUAUUCCAAAAGACCCCCAAGAAAGUUUAUCCAGUAACCAAGAAACAGGCAGAAGCAGCUCAUCUGGAGAUGGGGACACCAACAUUGAUAGCCUGGUAGCAAGGCUUGAAGGAGACCACGGGCGCGAUCCUGUUGAUGACUCCGGAAGGCUUAAGAUUCAUGAGAGUGGGCGACAGAUAGGCCAGAGCGAUAUUAUCAAUAUCAAAACUCGGUCGAUGGUUGACUUCAAGACAGGGGCAAUCAAAAAAGAAAUUGACAUGACAGACCUGACCCCUCGUCUGUGGGUGUCCCAGAUCCCGACCCUGAUUGUGGCAUAUCAUAACCGCGGCCUGUUUGACGAUAUCCGGGUACAGGACAUGCGAGACGAAAUAACUCGCUGGGAACAAGAAAAUGACAAGAUGCUGAGGCGAGUUGCUUCGUUGCUACACGAGCUGAUGCACUAUGCAAAAAGUUCAAAGACUAGGCUUGAAGUCUGUCGGUCCGGUGCAGGGCCUAUCCAAAUACGACGAGUCACGGGUGAUAGCCCUAUGGCUCUAGCGCCAGAAACGAAGGCAAAGUGGAGAGGAAGAGAUAGUCCGGACGGAUCCAACCACACCUGCAUAUUAUCGCGUGACAAUAACUAUUCAACCCAGCUAAUUGAAUCCGAUAAUUCAGACCCGGAGUCUGGUUAUGAUGCGAGGGACUAG
Messenger RNA from Aspergillus vadensis CBS 113365, 1410 nucleotides. RefSeq names its product geranylgeranyl pyrophosphate synthetase. The transcript has 2 exons. The record is from RefSeq and is a predicted model, not a curated record. NCBI's taxonomy places the organism in Eukaryota, Fungi, Ascomycota, Eurotiomycetes, Eurotiales, Aspergillaceae. Bases 1 to 1410 code for a protein of 469 amino acids.